AUGAGAAGGAAUGAGCAGGAUGCUCUUAUAUACCCUCAGCCAUGGGCGACAGAGAAGCACAAAGAAGAGGAGCGGGACGACUUCCAGAAAGAGGCAGAUGGGCUCAAGAUCCAAGCGACACCCCAUCAGAGAGACACCACAACACCCUAUGUCUCCAUGUAA
Molecule: messenger RNA, 162 nt
Organism: Gloeophyllum trabeum ATCC 11539
Lineage: Eukaryota; Fungi; Basidiomycota; Agaricomycetes; Gloeophyllales; Gloeophyllaceae
Exons: 2
Coding region: 1-162 (53 amino acids)
Source: RefSeq, a predicted model, not a curated record